This is a messenger RNA of Tuber aestivum (summer truffle), 1387 nucleotides long. The record is from the annotation of a GenBank genome assembly. NCBI's taxonomy places the organism in Eukaryota, Fungi, Ascomycota, Pezizomycetes, Pezizales, Tuberaceae.
AUGAAGCACCCUUUGCUUGCCACUAGGUUUCCCCUGAGGCACAAUACUUCUUCUCCCAAUCCUAUCGAUGUAGACCUCGUUGCGCCCGGAAUACCAAGGGCAGGUUUAUACCUUAUUCUAUUAGAGGUACGUCUGGAAUUACCUAUAUACUAUGAGCGUCCCACUAACACUGAUACAAAAGGUAGAAAGCCACUCCUUUCUCGCAUACCCGUCGAAUAGGCACUCGAGCAGCUGGCCCCCUUCGCCAACCCCGGUGGGGGUAGAGGUAGUGGCCCGAAUGGGUUCGAUAACGAUUUUGACGAUGAAAUCUCUGAGGGCGAGCUAUUGAGUGCUGCUAGGGCUAGUUCGCCGUCAGGGAACUCCUCUGUUGCCCGUAUUCUGGAUAGCGAAAGGAAUAACUAUAUUGAUAUAGUCCCCGGUGUCGCAUCGAGGAUUACAGUUGGUGACUCAGUGAUCGAGAACUCUGAGAUGGCAUUUGCAAAGGAUACAAACGCGAGUUUUGGCAUCAUGGGGUUAGGAAAAUAUAGCGUACUGUUGGAUAGACUAAAGAAGGAAGGGAAUAUUGGUGCAAAGGCUUUUUCUCUAUGGAUAGGCAGUGGUGCCAAGCGUUCGCGGGAUUGGGAUGCGGAUGCCCGGGUUGAAGCCCAAUUUCCCAGAAAUAGUGACCAAAGAUGCUAAUUCGUAUCUUAGAAUAAAACCUACCCUGGAAGCUUGAUCCCUGGCGGGUAUGACCCUGCGAAGCAGAAGGGCGACAGCCGUAUUCGUGGUCCGUUGGUUGGUGGGAUGUCUAAGAUUCAACUCACUAGUGUCAAUUUGCAUAACCCGAAGACUACACAGUUAUUGGGGGGGAAAGGAUGGUGCUUUGGAUGUUGAAAUUGACUCUUCGGUUCCUGGGAUAUACCUUCCUCCAGCUCUUUCAGGUUAGUAUCUCUUUCAUCAUAUCAGUACACCGGCGUUAACAAUGGAGCAGCGAGGAUCAGGAACUCUUAGGAGAAUGGUUUCCCCCGGGAGAGAAAGCUAGGCAACAUCACCAUGAGACCCCCUUCAGAAGCUGGCGGUUCUGCUGACACGCAUGAACUGAACAUCGCUUUCCCGAAAUCGGGUACGAAUCCCCCCCACAAAAAACACCUGUCAUUAGUGCUAACCCUUGCUCCCGCUAGUUUGGUAUGAGGACUAUAGUUAUGUCGGUAGUCCCAACCCUUCCUUCAUGCCAAUCACGAACUACACCGGUUCUACUGCAAUAUUUAGCAGAGCGUUUUUGAAGGCAGUCUACCUAGCAGUCAACUACGAAACCGAGUUCCAGGUCGCUCCUGCUAGUUUCUCUAUAAUAGCAGAAACUCCCCUGCCGCUAGCGACUCAUGCUACCCGCCAAUGGUGUCUACAGUAA